CCCAAACAGUCAACAGUGGAGUUGGCCGCGGCUGCGAGUUGGUCGGGGAAUAAUUCUAAUUUCAACCAAUAAUUAAUUAAUUAUGAGUUGUAAAAUUAACUAGACUAUGUUCAACGCAAGGGGUAAUUCAUAGUUAUAUGAAAUCUCGGGGAUUCUCGCCUCCACCCAUCCCACCCCCUUAUGCGGAUAUUUAGCCAUCUCCUCACCAGCAGCCUUAUCACGUCACACCUAUCGUAAAUCUUGCCUCUCCGCCGUCACCAUGUCGGACGAGUUCGCCUCCGCCGUUAUGCGCCACGUCGUGACCCUUCUAGCCUACAAUGUCGGCUGGGACGCCUCCCAAACGACGGCGCUGGACAUUCUGGCGGACAUUAUGCGUCGCCACUUUCUCCACUUGGCGAAAUCCACUCACAACUUUGCCGAGUUUUAUGGGAGGACGGACCCCAAUUUGGAUGACGUAGCUCUCGCCUUAUCCGAGCUGAACAUGUCGGGCGCUGAGUUGGAAGAGUACGUGCAAAACUUUGACCCCGUCACGCUCAACUAUGCAGCCAAAGUCCCCGUCUUUCCGGUCAAGAGGGAGAGCAAACUCAACUUCCUGCGACCUGGGAGUGAAGAAGUAUUGACCCGACCGGUUCACGUGCAUGAAUACAUGCCGCCCAUGAUUUUUGAAUCAAAGAAACCGGAAGAAGCGUCCUCCUCCUCGUCCCCUCCUCCAGAAGGAGGUCAUCACGACCACAGGCACCACCACCAAUCAACCGAAUCCUCCGAACCUAUCCAACCCGAAGUGGUCGAACCCCCAGCACCACCACUACUUCCACCCGACGAAGUGCGACACGACGACACAGCAGCGGUCGAGGUGGUGAGUAAAAAACGGUCACGAAAAGAGCGAAGUAUGGAGAAGGAGCAUCAUCACCAUCAGAACGGUGGGUUGGCCGGACCUCACGACGACGAUGAUGACGAUUCGAGCGAAGACGAAAUAGAGGGACUCGACUCCAAAACACCCGGCUCCAAGGGGUUCGUCCCCUUCUCAGGCGUCGGAGGAGCAAAGGCGGCCAAGACGAAAAACAGGUCGGACAAUCCGGCGCUAAAAAGGAUUCGAAUGAUGAUUGAGGAGGAUGGUCAUCCAAUCCGUGAAGUGACUUCGGUGAUGAUGACGACUUCCGGUUUCCUCUCUUCGUCGCGAGAAGGACGCCUCCCGGAUACGAGACCUCCCCCAAAUCGCGAAUUUUUCGACCCUUCACCACCACCACCGGUUGUCGAGAAGAAAAAGAAACCUCUCACCAUGAAGAGGAUUGUCGAGGGGAUUAAGAAAAUCGAAAAGGAGAGCGACACGGCGGAUCCAUCUCACUCCAAGGACGACCUCGACGACGAGGAAGAAAUUCCCCUGUUCGGCAACCCCGACAAAAUCUCUACAACCAUCACAGCUCCAAAAUCAUCCGCUCUCUUCCCCUCCUCCUCCUCUAAAAAGUCCGACCCGAAAUCGAAAUCCUCCCGAAAGAUGAAAAAGAAGCUGAAAAUUGACAAAGAGACGAUCAAAAAGAUCGCAGCCGGACUGGAGCAGCGCGAUCGCGACAAGGCGAAGAGCAUGAAAAUGUACAAGAAGUCACAAACCAAAGUCCUCCUCGAUAAGAGCAAGAAGCUCAAAGAUAAGAAAUUCAUCCAACAACAACUCGAACUUCAAAAGAUGCAGCAACAACAACUCCUCCUUCAACAGCAGCAACAAUUUGAGGCCGACGCCGCACUGCAUGGUCACGAUUUGGAAGAGAUCGACAGUGACGAGGAGAUGAUGUCGUCUACAAAGCUGCCACCCCCACCACCCAUGGCGUCCGCACACUCUCUCGUUCCUCCCGCCCUGAUGAGAAUCCCCAAAAAGGGGGGUGGAAUUUCCAAAUCCACUCCCGGCCUCGUGGAUCCCGUCAAGUUGAAAAAGUUCAAGAACAAGUCGAGUUUCAUGGCGGCCGCGACGGCGGCAUCGUUACUCGCGCCUCCAAAAUUUGGCCUGCCUCCUGCGCGAGGAGGGAACUUGGGGAUGGAGCGGGGAAUCGGACCCAAAAAGCGAGGUCGUCCAAGGAAAGGGGCGCAAAUGAUCCCCUCCUUGGCGCAGGCGCAAAUGCAGGCCCAGAUGGCGAUGGGCUUCGCACCUGGUGGAGUUCCCCUCAGUGCUGCCGCGUUGGCGAAUUUGGGUCGCGGGCUCAUGGAAGACCGUCCCCUCAAGAUCAAAAAAUCCCACAUGGAGCCAGACAUGAGGAGUUUGAUUCCCGAAGUGCAACUGGACUUGGGACCGCAUCAUCAUGUUCCUCACCAUCAGAUGGGACAUCCUCCCACGUCGACGGGAAGAUUACCUCCGGGGCAGCAACAGAGGGGAGGUCAAAAGCAGGGGAAGAAACAGCAACUCGCACCCCCCAGGAUGACCCCCGCAACGGGAAGCGGUGCUGGUUACGAUCUCCUCCUCGGCCUUCCAUCCGCGCCAGGACUCAUCCCCUCAAAUUUUGUGCUACCGCCUCCCCCACCUCUCAAAAAGAUGCCCACACCUGGUGCAAACUCGCAACAGAUGGCUCCCUUGAUCCACAUUUCCCCCACGGGGACUCCAUCUCCUUCGAAAGAGGGUGGGAAGAAGGGAAGUCCAUUUUCCAACGUGUGUUCCUCCCUCACAAUCACGCCCAUCGACAUGGGUUCCUCAUCUGGUGCUGUUGGCAGUGGUGGUGGAAGUCACCAUCACAAACUGCCUCCUCCCACGACGCGCUACGACAAAUCGUCCCUGCCAGCCACACUCCCAUCAACUCCGCCCCCACCCCCACCCACUCUCAAGUCAAAGCCGAGUCGUCUCAUGCGAGACAAGUCGCCGGGCGUUAUCAAGUCGGAACCCUCCUCGGGGAUCACCAUCACUCCAAUCGUCAUGGAGCAUGAACAUGAAAGCAGAGGGUCGUAUCCUGAUAAUUCUGGUUACUCCGACGAAGCCUCCCACCACCUUCAUCCCCAUCAGAACGAGGACGACGAGUAUGACGAAUCGUACGAUAAUUUCUCCGCGGAUACGAAGCCGAACGUGUCAUCCAGUGUGUCCAUGUUGGCCAAACUGGACGAGGACAUGAAGUCGAAGGAGGCGCGGAGGAAGGAGAAGGAGCGGCGCAAGGAGUUGAAGAAGGAGAAGAAAAAGGACAAGAAGGAGAAAUCGGGCAAGAAAGAGAAGCGGGACAAGGACCGAACUUCCAGCGGUGGUGGAGGCGGCUCCUCCUCAAAGAAAAAGUCGAGCAAGGAAACGUUAUCCGUGCCCAAGUUGACGUUGAAAUUGAGCGGUCACUCGAGCGGAACGGCCACCCCGGUCGACUCGCCUAAUCCACCACCCGUCUACGUCGGAGGUGACAGCAACCCCAUGAUUUCUCCUCCUCUCAAGAAAAUCACCAUCAAAUCGACCCCCAAUCAGGCUAGUAGUGCUCCAGGAGAGUCAAAGAGCAGCAAAAUGAUGAAGAUGCCAAAGAGAACGCCUUCUCCAGAACUCGCCAGGUUUUCACCCUUGGUGACCAGGACGCCUAAAGCUCCUCGUGCCGCCAAAGUUCAUGCGGCUGCUGCCGUCGCGGCGGAAGCGAUGGGUGCGUCCCUGGCCCAACAAAUGGCCUCCUUCCCCUCGACGAGUGGUCAGAGUCAGAAGCGUGGCGGUGGUGGUGGGAGUGGUGCUCGUGGUUCAUCUGCUGCUGCUCCUCCUCCUCCUGCCACGACGGGACGAGGGAGCAGUUCCAAGAGUGCAAAGUCCAGCAGCAAGUCGUCCUCCGCUCUGGGCGGCCUCAUCACCGAGACGGUCGGAUGCAUCGUGGACGAAUCGGGUAACAAGAUUUGGAUUUGUCCGACGUGCAAGCGACAGGACGACGGGAGUCCGAUGAUCGGUUGUGACCGGUGCGACGACUGGUACCACUUUGUCUGUCAGGGCAUCACGGACACGCCCGAGGAGGACACCGAGUGGUACUGCCCACGAUGUCGUAUCAAGAAGAAGAAGGACAAAAAGUGAGCCUCCUCCUGGGGGAGAAACGAUAUAUGCAAAUUGUUAGCCUUAUUAAGGUUUGUUUGGGGGAGUUUAAAGUAUUCAAGUCACGUUUUUUGGUGGAGGAAGAGAAAAUUUCCUGUAUUUUUUUAAUUGUUGUCUUUUGUUUUCUGGUUUAAUAUUUUAUAGGUAGAUAUUUCUAAAUUAUUGUUUUAUUUAUUACUAGUUUAGCUAGUGGAAUAUAUAUAUUGUGUAUUUCUUCCCCUUGAAUAAACGCUGAAUUGAAUUAUAUAUUUGUAGUUUGUGCUGUAAAGUUAAAUUUUACGUUACUAUUUAUUUAUUUAGUUUCCAGUGAUUGUUCAGUGGUAGGCAUACUAUUGCUAAGUAGUUUAUCUUCGUGUGUAAUCAUAACUUGUGUAAUGUGCAAGUCGAUCUGUAGUAUGAAAAAAAGAAAUGGAAAAGUUACAUUGAAUAAAACUUGAGUUGAAGAACA
Molecule: messenger RNA, 4463 nt
Organism: Folsomia candida
Lineage: Eukaryota; Metazoa; Arthropoda; Collembola; Entomobryomorpha; Isotomidae
Product: transcription initiation factor TFIID subunit 3
Exons: 9
Coding region: 260-3997 (1245 amino acids)
Cellular component (GO): transcription factor TFIID complex
Molecular function (GO): protein heterodimerization activity
Source: RefSeq, a predicted model, not a curated record